Durusdinium trenchii is the source of this 2872-nucleotide messenger RNA. NCBI's taxonomy places the organism in Eukaryota, Dinophyceae, Suessiales, Symbiodiniaceae. The record is from the annotation of a GenBank genome assembly.
AGCCAUCUUGGCUGAAGGCUCAGAUGGAUGAUAGAUUUUAGGAAGCUGUGAUGGUCACCUUUAUUCGUCGCUUGACCAUCAAUGUUGAGAACUUGUCGCAGGAUCGCUGUGCCUUCAUCUUCUCCGGGGAGAACUUCGAGUGUGGCGGUUGGAAGGAUGUCCGGACCAACAAAUUCACCGACUUUGCAGCGUUAGACUUCGAGAGUCAGUCCUGGUGGUCUGGUCUUUCAGGCUAUGUGGUCUUCAGCAAUAUGGAUCAUUCGCAACUUUUGACCAUGGCGUUCAGUGUUCCCAUUGCUACGGCUCCUUGUUUCUCUGCACGUUGUGGUGGAUCUUUGCAUGGCAAAGACCUCUUGCAGCGGAUCCCGGACUUGGCACGCCCAGGCACCGGCCUCCGCAGGGAGGCGGGCUGUGCAUGGGAGACGCAGGAGCUCAGCGAUGAGCACGUCACAGUGCGCCUGGUGAUUUUGCCGCCCGAGCACGUGAAGCUCCCCGAGGAGCUGGAACGGCGCUUGGCCAAGGCUCGCUAUUGCCGCUCUACUUUGACGGAUCAAAACGUGAGUUCGGCACCCCGAAUGACCUUUGUGGAGAGACGUUUGGUGAUUGAAGUUGACAAUCGCUACGAAGAAAGCAUGGUUUUGGAUGGGGAUUUUUUCGACAGUGGGAGCUGGUGUGGGAAGGUGGCAUCCCUGGAAGCGGGGAAAGUCACCAGGUUGGAAUUCGCGGGCGAUGAGGUUUUCCGUGGGUUAGCUGGUCUCGUUUGGUUCGUGAGCGAGAAGAGCUUAGACACCUACUUCAGCAUCGUUUUUUCGAAUCCUUUGACCACAUCAGCAACCUUUGGAGCAUGGGCUGGGCCACCUCCUGCAGAGCUCUUGCAAGAAAUGUGGGCUGCACAAGCAGUGCCAGCCAAAGGUGUACAAGUUCCCAACGGCCAGGGCUGUGCAUGGAAUGUGCUUGAACACGGAUCCGUGGUUCACAUCCGUCUCAUUAUCCUAGAGAAUUUGGCCGCGAUGAAUCCGGCAGCUUACCCACCAAAAGAGGAGUCCACUCCAACCUCCCCUAUGGGCCAACCUCAGGCAGAAGCGCCACCGAAGGAGGAGGAGCCUAAACCGGUGAUAUCAGAUUCAACGGCCAUGGUUUUGGUGCAAAGCGAGUCUGCGGAUGACCCGAACUCGGGAGCGCACCCGAUGGACAAACUGCUGAGUUCAACAAGACCUCGUGAUGUCAUCGAUGGCGUCAGUAGUGGUUUGAAGGUCGCCGGUGCUGGAGUUGUGGCGGGCACUGCAGCUUUGAUUGCAGCACCUGUCAUGGCCGCCAAGGAGGAAGGCAUUACAGGCUUCUUCAAGGGCUUAGCCGGCGGUGUAUGUGGUGCAAUUGGUUUGACCUUGGGUGGAGCUGUCGCAGGUGCUACUCAAGUGUGCCGAGGUGUUUACAAUACCCCGGAAGCACUGCAAAUGGCGGCCACUGCGAAGAAACGUUGGGACUCCGAGUUGGGGGCUUGGGUGGACGACUUCUGCAACUUGCGAGAGGACUGUGCCAAGGCAGAGACCAUGGAGCAUGAGUCCUCAGAUGAGGAGGUUGAUGACCGACCUGCCAGGAAGGUGGCUGACACUAGCUUCUACGACAUCCUGGAAGUGAAGCCCAAUGCAACCGCUGCGGAGAUCAAGAAGAACUAUUACAAAGUUGCUUUGAAGUUACAUCCGGACAAGAAUCAGAAUGACCCUGAAGCCAGCGUGAGGUUCCAGAAGCUGGCUCAGGCUUACCAGGUCUUGAGCGACCCAAAGUUGAGAGAAAAAUACGAUCAGAAUGGAGUGGAGGCCAUUAGCGAUCAGGCCUUACCUAACAUCGAUGCAGGGCUUUUCUUCAGUAUGUUGUUCGGUGCCGAGCAGUUUGAGAAAUACAUCGGGAAGCUUUGGAUGGCCAUGCAGACAGACCACUUCACGAAGGACCUGCAAAAGGAUUUCGAGCGGCAUCAACAAGGACAGGAUGCGCCGCCCGGGCGAGACGUGAUCGGAAAUUCCAUCGAGCGUGAGAUGAGAUGGGGAUCGGAGAAGAAGGACCAGCAGAUCAAGCGACAGCAAUUCGUCCGAGAAGUGACCUGCGCAGCGCAGUUGGUGUCGAGGUUGGACAGAUGGGUCAUGGGUCGAAACCCUGACGGAUGGACCACUGGGGUCUUGCAAGAGACCGCAGAAUUGGCACAGGUCUCCUUUGGAGGCCGGCUUCUUCGGACCAUCGGUUGGGUCUACGAGUGUUCGGCGGAGCAGUUCUUGUUGAGCUGUUGGGGGAACUUCACCGUGGAUGGGCAGAUCCAAAGUUGGAAAGACGGGACUCACUCCACGGAGGUAAAGUUCAAGGCCAUGUCCUCAGUGGCCAAAAGUGCAAUUGCCGUGAAGGAGAUGACGGAUGCAGCCGGUAGUGGCAUGGCUGAUGAAGAUCAAGCCAAAAGAGAUGCUGCUGCCAGACAAGCCUUAACCACUUUGGAAGGUUCCUUACCGGUUUUCUUGCAGGCCAUUUGGGACAUUUCUCAGAUGGAUAUUGAGAGUACUCUCUACAAGGUUUGUGACCGAGCGCUGAAAGACAUCAGCGUGCCAUGGCAGAUCCGUUACCGAAGAGCUUUGGCCUUGAAGCGACUUGGUCAGAUCUUCCGGGACGCUGGCCAGGUGGAGCUCAAGGAUUUGACCAACGCACAGAUCGCUAAACAGCAGUUGGAAGAGGCUUUGUACAGCGCCAUACGUGAGAGAACAUGAAAGACACGAGAUGUUUCCACCGUUCUGAUGCUCAUUGGUGCUCAUGUCUAUUUUGAAUAGCAAGGCACAACAACACAACACCACUUUACGCAAAAUCCACUUCUCCUGCUUCAUGAGCAGCCAGC